Carassius carassius (crucian carp) is the source of this 2816-nucleotide messenger RNA. RefSeq names its product zinc finger translocation associated (gene zfta). The coding region runs from base 316 to 2208 and encodes 630 amino acids. The transcript has 5 exons. The record is from RefSeq and is a predicted model, not a curated record. NCBI's taxonomy places the organism in Eukaryota, Metazoa, Chordata, Actinopteri, Cypriniformes, Cyprinidae. Gene Ontology annotation, biological process: negative regulation of DNA-templated transcription.
UCGGCUCUCCACCCUGAAGACAGGCAGAACAUCUAAAUACAAACAGGAGACCGCUUAAAAUCACCGACCAUAAGAUCUGCACUCCAGCUUCGAUCUAAAUGCGACUUGUAUCGUCUCGUAAAGUUUAGUUUACUUAAACCAAACCGCGUUGAGGCUUCAGUGCAGAGACACACACUGCUCACACUGUAAUGGGUGAGUGCGUGUUUCAGAUAUUUAGGCAACCACCCGACGAAUGCAUCUACGAAAUCCUCCGCUUGUGACAUUUCUACGUACAAAAGGUGCGAAUCCUUCACGUUAAGAUAACAUCACACAGGUAUGGAUGAAGCGGAGUCCAAAGAGUCGGUGCAUAAAGCUGAGCAGACAGAAUCUCGCUCAUUAAUAAUGAAAGCUGAGGAAGAGGAGGCGACACCGCAGCGGGGACACUCGGGGGACCUCUCAGCAGGUCAAGAGGACAUGACCAAUGGUCUCACAUCUCAUGAAAGCCAGGACGUUCCUGUCACCUCUGUAUGCUCUCCAGGCACCAGUUACUGGUGUAUCUCUGAGAACGCAGACUCUCCUUUCCUUCUGUCUCCAAUCCCAGGCCCAUCUAAAAAAGACCCUCCUCCAACAAAGCACACACCUGGCCGAGACCACCGGCGCUAUUACCAUGAGUACUGGCGCAGCGAGUACCUCAUGGACUUUGAGCCACAGAGACAAGGGAUGAUCUGCAUGGUUUGUGGCAGUUCACUGGCCACCCUGAAGUUAAGCACCAUCAAGAGGCACAUCAAUCAGAAGCAUCCGUACUCGCUGCUGUGGACCGAGUCUGAUAAAGAUGUGAUCCGGUCGGGAUGGGAGAGUCAUUUGAACCGAGAGAACUGCCAGCCGUUAUGUCCCGAUCCUGAUGUUCCUCCAGAGUCACAGGAGAUUCUGGACGUUAACAAGCUCUCCACAGGCAGGUCUAGUGGUUCCAUCUCUCCAGUACUUCAAGCCCAGUCUGGCAUUAGCAGGGUCACACCAUCCCCUCCGGCCUCCUCGGUCCAGGAGCUCCCAGGCCCCACAGCUCAGGUGAUGGAGCGCUACCUGAACGACUCGCUGCACGCCUGGUUCCGCCAGGAGUUCCUGAUGGAAUAUCAGGCAGAGGAGGGUCGUCUUUUAUGCAUGGUAUGCAGCUGUCUGUUGCCUUCGCUGCACCUGGAUCACAUCAAGAGUCACAUGCUGGAUCUGCACCCGAACUCUCUGCUGUACAGCGCUGAGGAAAAGCACUCCAUCCUGCAGACCUGGGCUAAGACGCACGGUGAAGAGUCCCACUCUUUACAACCUCAAAUCAAAUCGGAACCGCAUGCCAAAGAAAUAAACUUAGAUGGUUCAGCCUCGUUUAUUCCUCUGAAUGUGGAUCCCAUUCAAGGAAACUUGAUGAGCUGCACAAGAGGAGAUGAGAAUCCACCAGACAAUAGCCAGAGAUCCCAGUCCUUACCUUACUAUCCCAGAAAGAGAAGACUAAAAUACGGCAGCCCCUGGCGUCUCCGUCUGGAUUAUUUAGUGGCGUACGGUCCUCCGGAAAACCCGCUCUGCUACUGUAUGGUGUGUUCUGAACACCUGCCUGUGCCGAGGGUCAGCAACUUUCGCAAGCACAUCCAGGAGUGUCAUCCGGAGACGAGCAACCUCAGCCGAAGUGAGAGAGAUGCUGUGGUCAGCUCCUGGAUAAAGGAGGAGAAAAUCGACAAGGUUACACCGAAAGAGGAUGACCCACAAAGUGGCCCUGUCACUACAAAUGCUGUUGGUGACAUGCAGGUGUCUCCUGUGAAAACCACAGAGCAAGGAGCUGAAACAGAAGACAAUAAUAGCACAAAUAUCACCCCAUCAAUACAGAUGCCUGGGCGGCACAGGCACUACCCGGGGAAGGACCAGCGGCGCAAUUACCAGGCCCGCUGGAAGAUGGACUUCCUGAUGGACUAUGACUGCAGGAAGCACGGAUUGAUCUGCAUGGUGUGUGGCGCUACGCUCGCAACACUGAAGGUCAGCACCAUCAAGAGACACAUCCUUCAAGUGCACCCUCACUCGCUGGACUACAACCCAGAGGAGAGGCAGCUGGUCCUGCUUUGCUACAACCAGAUCUCAGCGCACUUUCAUUCGGACGACUGUUUUUUGGGCACGAAUCAUGGCCAUAAAGAGAAUGCUAACAGUAAUGCUUAUGUUAAUACCGAAUGCACUAUGAGCCAGAGCACUUAAUCGAAACUGAAGGUUUAGGGAUGUGUUUUUUGACAUCCUGUUUUUUGUUUUCUUUCACUCAGGAAGUUUGGUGCGGGGUUCAGCUUUUUUUUUGAAGGAUGUGACAUUGUUGAAGAUUCAUGUACUUUUUGUCUUAGUGAAACAUCUGAAAUGUUUGGUAAGCUUAAAAAAGAAUAUUUAUGCUUGAAUCACUUUUGAAAGUAAAACACGAAGCCACCGUGUCGUUUAAACUUCUGCUGAACUUAUAUUUUCUCUUCUGUGGAUAAGCACUCUUAAAAUUCAUCUGUACAUAUAUAUAUUUUUUUGUAGACUGCAAGACUUAUGUUAUUGAUUUUGCAUGACAUCACACAUUACAGUGAACAAUGUUAUUUUAAUUAUAGCACUUAAAAUGGGUGCUUAGUACAACUUUUUGGGACUGUUAAAAAAGAAAUCAGAUUUCACAUGCCAUUUUGUCAAUCACAUUUUGCGUAUUGAAAGAAAAAGCAUAAAUAUAAUAUAUGGUUUAUAAUGUUAAUAUUAUAUAAUACUGAUUCAGUAUACCAAAAAGUUAUAUUGAAAUAAAAAUCUUAUGGGCUUUCUGUUUAGGCAAAGUCCGGUUUCUUUUGCGA